Messenger RNA from Ambispora gerdemannii, 1500 nucleotides. The record is from the annotation of a GenBank genome assembly. NCBI's taxonomy places the organism in Eukaryota, Fungi, Glomeromycota, Glomeromycetes, Archaeosporales, Ambisporaceae.
AUGUCCAAUAAUGCAAAGGUGCAACGACAACGAAAAAGGACGGUUGAAAAGAAACGACAAACGAGUCAAAUAAACAGUCCACCUGAAUUAGUUCCCGAUAUACUGUAUGAGAUCUUCUUUUACUUAUUUAUUGAGGAUGAAGAUGACCCGGCCUUGAUAUCAGAAAAUGGAACAAACAGGAGCAAUCCAGUAUCAGAUAUUUAUAGUUGUUUACUGGUCAAAAAAAGUUGGUCUGAAGUUGCACUUCAAUUUUUGUAUAGUAGACCAUUUAUGCGAAGAGGAAGGAAGCAAGUUGAAUUAUAUCUUUCAAUGCUCAAAUAUAAUGAAAUUAAAUAUCUGAAAAGUCAAGGAAUCCAAGAAAUGAAUAAGAUACAUUCGAAUUAUCAAAUAACAACAAAAUAUCCAUAUCCGGCUUACCUUAAAACGCUUGACUACGGAAGAUUAGUAAUGUCAGUUUGGGCUUUCUGCAAUUCAAACUGGACAACUCGAGCACUUGAUAAUAAAGUUAUUCUGGUGACCCGGGCUUUACUUCGACUUUUCGCUAGAUCGCAUUCGACACAUUUCACCAUUAUCAACUGUUCACUUGGCAAAUAUUCAUUUGCUGAUGCGUAUUAUUCGAUCCUUGCUGAACCGGAAUUUGAUCAAUUUCUUGCAACGGUGAAAAGAUGCAAAAUUGAUUGUAAUUUUGCAGAUGAUGCAACUUUUCUAGAUCAAAUUCCGAGAAGUUUACGAAAUUUGGAUAAAAUUGAUAUGAAAUCUUCAACGACAAUGAAUAAACUUGGAAAGAAAUGUUUCAUCACCGACUACAGCAGCGUAAUCAUCUCGCAAAAGAAUUUAGUUUCACUCCAACUGCAACAAUACGAAUCAUUUCUCGAUCGAAUACUGGAAUCGCUGACAUUUCAAUCGCAUUCGCUUGUCGAACUGAAAUUCGUUGAAUGCGAUUUCAACAAUUGUCUGCCAUGGUGGGGAAUCGCUGCUUGUCAGAAAUUAACAGAUUUGCAGUUCAUUCGAUGCUGGAAUAUUAGUUUUGACAUAGCAACACCAGUGCUAUCUGCUACUUUUCCUUAUUUACAGAAUGUUUCAGUUGUUGAGUGUGCUUUCAACUGUUACCAUUUUAUUUGUCCAGAGUUUAGGCAAUGGGCUAGCAAUUAUAGUAAUAGUAAUGUUAACCAUAAUAACGAGUUAUGUAAUAUUGCUAUGAACAAACAUAAUGCUGGUGAUGUACAACAACAACAAAUAGAGGAGGUAUUAAGCAAUUACCCCGCACUAGAUUUCGAUCUGAGAUUUAAUUUCGAUGUAGAUGCUGUUGGUGCUAGCUUAGUCGAUAACAUUUUUGAUCGAUACAUAGAUUUAGAUAGCGUACUCGCUUCGCCAUCGGGUGCCGGUCAAAAUGGUAUAAUUUCAGAUAACAUUUUUGAUCAAUAUUUAGAUUUAGAUAGCGUACUCGCUUCACCUUCGGAUACCGGUCAAAAUGGUACAAAUGGUAACGAUGGAAAUUAA